AUGCCGUCUCCAGCCAUCGCGGCCGGCGUGGCGCGAGCUGUUGUGCAGUGGUUCGAGAGCUCCUCGCAGUGUCAGAAGAAGAUCCCCACCUCGGAGUGGACUGUGCUGGCAGGCAUCGUAUUGCACACGCGUAGCCCCUCUUCUCCAGCUGACACAGAGCCGAAUGACACAUGCCGCGUGCUGGCGGCUGCCACUGGCAACAAGUGUCUCGGACGACGCGACCUGAACGCCGACGGCCUCGUAGUCAACGACUGCCACGCCGAAGUGUUGGCGAGGCGUGCGCUGCUCCGUUAUCUGUACGCAGAGGCGCUCUAUUGGCAGGAAAAUGGGCUCGAGUCAAGUGAGCAGUCGAUCUUCGAGCGGCAUUCGACGUCGCAUCGACUGGCGCUCAAGCCGCAGCAUUCGCUGCAUCUCUUCAUCAGUGAGGCACCCUGUGGAGACGCCGCAAUCUACGAACUACGCGAAGAGGUGGUGGACGAGUUGGUGCAGCAACGUGAAGCGAGGGGAGAGGCGAACGAUGGCGAGCGUAGCGAGUUGCGCCUCACGGGGGCCAAAGCUCAUGGCAACAAGAGGCCGAGAGGUGACGUCUCUGCAAAAGACCGUGACACUCCACCGGACAAACGAUUCGCUCAAGCAGUUGGCAUCACGCGCGUGAAAUCGGGUCGCUCGGACUUGCCAGUCGAUAAGCAGACGUUGUCCAUGAGCUGCUCGGACAAACUGACCAAGUGGAACGCGCUGGGACUGCAGGGGUCGCUGUUGUUGCAAUUCUUUGAGCCUGUCUUCCUGAGCUCGAUCGUUGUGAGCGAAGACAAGCAGGCGAUGUCUGUGGCCAAGCAGCAGCAAGCGCUUCAACGUGCAGUGUGUGCACGUUUG
Phytophthora sojae is the source of this 873-nucleotide messenger RNA. RefSeq lists its product as hypothetical. Gene Ontology annotation, biological process: RNA processing; adenosine to inosine editing. The transcript has a single exon. The annotation marks the transcript as partial. Gene Ontology annotation, cellular component: cytoplasm; nucleolus. The record is from RefSeq and is a predicted model, not a curated record. Gene Ontology annotation, molecular function: double-stranded RNA binding; tRNA-specific adenosine deaminase activity; double-stranded RNA adenosine deaminase activity. Lineage: Eukaryota; Oomycota; Peronosporomycetes; Peronosporales; Peronosporaceae.